Medicago truncatula (barrel medic) is the source of this 1716-nucleotide messenger RNA. RefSeq names its product receptor-like protein 53. The record is from RefSeq and is a predicted model, not a curated record. Lineage: Eukaryota; Viridiplantae; Streptophyta; Magnoliopsida; Fabales; Fabaceae. The coding region runs from base 1 to 1716 and encodes 571 amino acids. The transcript is spliced from 2 exons. Gene Ontology annotation, molecular function: protein binding.
AUGGCCUUGUUGAUGAGUUUGGCAUGUUGUCAUCUUGGACAACAGAAGAUUGCUGCGAAUGGUAUGGAAUUGGUUGCAGCAACCUCACUGGUCAUGUACUUAUGCUCAACCUUCAUGGUGAUUAUAAUAAUUACUAUAUCAGAGUUGCAACAAUUACAAUAUUUGAACUUCAGUAGAAUUAAUUUUGAAGGCAAUUCUAUACCAGGUUUCUUUGGAUCUUUAAGAAACCUAAGAUACCUUGAUCUUUCAAUUUGCAAUCUUGGAGGACAAAUUCCUAUUCAAUUGGAGUCUCUUUCACAUUUGAAAUACUUGGAUCUUUCCAACAAUCAUCUAGAUGGUGUGAUUCCUCAUCGACUUGGAGAUCUCUCCAACUUGCAAUUUCUUGAUCUCAACACCAAUGAUUUGGAUGGAAGCAUUCCAUCUCAACUUGGAAAUCUCUCCAACUUGCAAUUUCUUGAUCUCAGCCACAACAUUGGUUUGGAAGGAAGAAUUCCAUCUCAACUUGGAAAGCUUACAAACCUACAAGAGCUUUAUCUUGAAGGAGGAUACGUUUUUAGAUUUCUAACAGUUGACAACGACGAACCCAGUGGAGGUCAGUGGUUGUCUAAUCUUAAUUCUUUAACCCAUCUUCACAUGUCGUCGAUAUCUAAUCUUAAUAAAUCUAAUAGUUGGUUGCAAAUGGUUGGUAAGUUACCAAAACUGAGAGAACUAAGUUUAAGAGAUUGUGGCCUUUCUGAUCAUUUUAUCCAUUCAUUGAGUCAAUCCAAGUUCAACUUUUCCACUUCUCUUUCUAUCCUUGAUCUCUCCGAUAACAACUUUGCAUCAUCCUUGAUAUUCCAUUGGGUGUCAAACAUAAGUGCUAAUCUUGUUGAGCUUGACCUUAUUGGUAAUCAAAUGGUGGAUCUCCCAUCAAAUAGUAUUUCCUGUAGUCUUCCAAAAAUGAGAAAAUUAAGAUUAUCUUAUAACAAGUUCAUAUCAUUCAUGAUAUUUCAGUGGGUGUCAAACAUGAGUUCCAAUCUUAUUGAGCUUGACCUUUCUAACAACCUUUUGGAGGUUCUUCCAUCAUAUGGUUAUGGCAUAGUGAUGAAGUCCCUUCAGGUACUUGACCUAUCAAAUAAUAAAUUGAAGGGCGUGGCAUUUAAAUCCUUCAUGAAUUUAUGUGCCUUACGUUCUUUAGAUAUUGAAGAAAACAAUUUCACAGAAGACCUUCAAUUAAUUUUUCACUAUUUGUCUAGUACUUGUGUUAGAAACUCACUUCAAGUGUUAGACCUCCGUUCUAAUGGAAUCACUGGAACUAUACCCGACCUUUCUAUAUUCACAUCAUUGCAAACAUUGGAUCUUUCUUAUAAUAAGUUGAGUGGAAAGAUUCCUGAAGGUAGUAGAUUGCCAUUUCAGUUGGAAUAUUUAUCCGUCCAAUCAAACACUUUAGAAGGGGAAAUUCCAAAAUCAUUUUGGAUGAAUGCAUGUAAGUUGAAAUCAUUGAAAAUGUCCAAUAACAGUUUCAGUGGUGAGCUUCAAGUAUUAAUCCAUCACUUAUCUAGAUGUGCUAGAUACUCACUCCAAGAAUUAUAUCUAAGCAGUAAUAAAAUCAAUGGCACACUACCUGAUCUCUCAAUAUUCUCAUUUUUGGAAAUAUUUCAUAUUUCUGAAAAUAAAAUUAAUGGUGUGAUUUCAGACUUCCAUUUUGCUGACACAAAAACACAUUCACAAUCUUGA